AUGUGCUCCGGCACUGGCUCUGGGUAUUGCAACCUGGGAAUUGCGAGCUAUAUCCCCUCGUGCGGGACCAAGAUCCGCCAGGCGUUUGUCUACGAUCGCUACUGCCGCGGACUCGGAGCGCGGCCUUUCGACACCGAUACGGGCAAAUGGUCCGUCUACUCGCUGCUUCCAUACACAGUGGAGCUGUCUAUCACCGGCGGGGGCAGGAUCCCGGAUGGGUCAUUCAUGUAUGCGGGGCGGAAGACGGAUCUGGGCAAGAAGAUGUACUGCCGAGCGUGUUCAGGGCUCGGGGACUGGGAGUGCUGUCAAGUUGCUUUCGACUGUCAUUAG
This is a messenger RNA of Aspergillus fijiensis CBS 313.89, 330 nucleotides long. RefSeq lists its product as uncharacterized. The coding region runs from base 1 to 330 and encodes 109 amino acids. Lineage: Eukaryota; Fungi; Ascomycota; Eurotiomycetes; Eurotiales; Aspergillaceae. The record is from RefSeq and is a predicted model, not a curated record. The transcript has a single exon.